AAGAUAUGUUUAACGAAAUCAGAUUUAGUGAGUAUGUGGACACUGGAAAACUAAUUGACAAAAUCAACCUACCGGAUUUCUUCAAAGUUUACCUUAACCACAGGCCACCCUUCGGGAACACCAUGAGUGGCAUCCAGCGGAGCUUUGACAUUCUUGGUUUUACCAAUUCAAAGGGAAAGAAAGCUAUUCGAAGAGAGGAUUUUCUGAAACUGCUUCAAACCAAAGGUGAGCACAUGACGGAAGAGGAGAUGUCUGACUGCUUCGCUACACUGUUCGGACUGAAUCCUGAGGGCUGGAAGUCCGAGCCCGCAGCCUCUUCUGUCAAAGGUUCAGAAAUUUGCUUUGAAGAAGAACUUCCAGACGAAAUCACUGCAGAAAUAUUCACGACUCAAAUUCUUGGCCUAACCAUUUCCCAAGAUUCUGGACAAGAUCCUACGGUCAGUGAAGUUGAAAGGAGAGCCUGAAGCACAAAGGACUGUGUGUGUGU
Messenger RNA from Physeter macrocephalus (sperm whale), 487 nucleotides. RefSeq names its product cilia- and flagella-associated protein 251-like. The record is from RefSeq and is a predicted model, not a curated record. The transcript has 3 exons. NCBI's taxonomy places the organism in Eukaryota, Metazoa, Chordata, Mammalia, Artiodactyla, Physeteridae. The coding region runs from base 6 to 464 and encodes 152 amino acids.